Messenger RNA from Guillardia theta CCMP2712, 3171 nucleotides. RefSeq lists its product as hypothetical. NCBI's taxonomy places the organism in Eukaryota, Cryptophyceae, Pyrenomonadales, Geminigeraceae. The record is from RefSeq and is a predicted model, not a curated record. The transcript has 7 exons. The coding region runs from base 1 to 3171 and encodes 1056 amino acids.
AUGUCCAAAAGGAGUCUUGGCAAUGAGUCCGGGCUACGAGCCCUUAAGAGGAUCCAACUACUGCGGAAGGAUCAGGACUUCAACAAGACCCUGCUGACCUCGUGGAAGGAGCGGAGGAGUGCUCCAACCUUGCUGCUGCAGUCGGAGGCUGUGGAUGUCUCGCCAGCUCUCCAACACCUCUGUAAACUCUUCUUCCAUGGACCUUGUCCGAGCCCGAUGCUCAAGGAGUAUAUCAAGGAAGCGAUCGUCAGCUGGUGGCCCACUCACUCUCAGACGGUUGCAGAGACGAUGAUGGGGAUGGUGGAGAAAGCUGAUCCGAGCAAGGCGCACCAGUAUCAAGCCGUUGUUGAGAUCGCAAAGGUGUUUGUGUGGAACGGUUGGUGCAAGCGUGAGGCGGGCAAGCUUUCUCUGUGCGAUAUGCCGGAGGAUCAGCUGCCGACAAAUGUCGUGCUGCCAUGCCUGAGAAUGUUUUUGAAGGGAAUCAAACAUUGGAACGAGACCGUGAAGCUCUCUGCGACUGACCCACUGGCGAUGCAGGAGCUCGUGGACGGAUGUGUGGAGAUGAACAUGGAACUCUGUGUUGCUUCGCUCAAGAGCGUUCUUCAUUCUGACUUCUUCUUUGAGAACAUGGUUCACAUCGCGAUGGUCAACGCGCAAGAUUGGGAGGGAUUUUCAUCCGACGUCCAUGAGCUGUAUCAGAGCAACAAAUCGUCUACCAAGUUGCAGAGCCUAUGGAAUGACCUCAAAGUCUACAACGAUCCUCUGCAGCUCUGCCUCCUAUGUGAGCCCUCUCAUCUCAGAGACACUCUUGGUGUAGACAUGCAGAACGAUGACGUCACGAGGAGAACGCUGAUGUUGGCUAUGUGGUCGACCAUGGAUCGCUCGAGUCACAGCAGUGCGGACAUUGACGACAUGGCCUUGUUCAUGCAUGACAUCAGAGACUUGCAGGGCUCUCGCAGCGUUCACUUUGCCUACAACCUCUGGCUCUCUUUGCUCUUCAUCUUGAGCAGCUCCAAGCUCGGGACCCCCGACCGUAUCGUUGCCCGUCACUUCCUCCUCUGGCACUUGCCCAAGAUCAUCCUGUCUAUCGGGCAGGUCGAGAACGAGGUCAAGAUCUGGACGCGGUCGCCCUUCAUGGGCAUCUUGCAGGUCGAGGACCUCCUAGGAGCGCAGGGCGUCAUCGAGCAGGCGUUUGCACGCGUGCGGCAGUGGCCGCAGUUCCUGCAUGUCAAUGUUCCCUCAGCUCCCACCAACACGCCCGACGUCUGGAACCUAGUCUGUGACGCCUUCACUGAUCUUGGAGCCAUGGACGAGCAGCAGGUCCGCAUGCACAUCAAGCCGCUGGUCCAGUGGCAGAAACCCGCGCCGGAGAGCACGAGCCGGGAUGACCUGCGGAAGAACGUGGCUCCCAAGUGUGUGGAGGACGUGCUUGCGAUCGAGAGCAUGGUACAGGACGAGUGCCGCAACAUGGCGCACAUCCACAGCCAGGUGACUGGCAACGCGCCCGUUCUGCAGCUCUGGAACUUGCUGUGUGAGGAGGUCACCAAGGGCUCCCGGUGCAGCGCUGAGUCAGCGCGGGUGAUCGCGACCUUCCUCGGAGUUCCUCCUGACCUCGCCAACGACCCUGUGCCCGUAGCCGUCUACGUUCACUUCCUCAACAACGUCAUCAAGUCUCCUGCCACCAUGGACAUCGUGAAGGCUCAGCGGUACCUCGAGAACGUUCUGUUCGGCAUCUCCUUCCGCCUCGACGUCCUCGGGAGCAGAAUGCCGAGCUCAGCGCCGGACUCUCCGAACUUCGAAGUUCACAAGCAGUUUGGCGACAUCUUCCUGAUCGCCUGCCUGAUCGUCAACCGUUACAAGCUCCACCAGAGCGACAUCUUCAUGGAGAGUCUGGAGCGCGAGUCCCUCAAGUGGACGGCAGAGGAUGCGCGGGGCUGCUACGCCUGCUGGCUGCGGCGGCACUCGGAGAUACAAAAGUAUGGCAAGCUGAACAUGGAGGACCGAACGGUCGAGAACAAGCUCGUCGAGUCUGUUUUCAAUCAGAACUGGGGCAAGAAGGCGGAGCUGGAGAAGGCUGUCAAGACCUUCACAGCUUGGGCUGUGCUGGAGUGUGUUCCAAGCUUUGCCGAGCGAGUGUUUCAAGGGUGCUGCGCUGAUCGCAUGCAGUCUCAGGCAGCUGCGCAGGCGCUGCACAUGCUCAUCAGUGUCGUGCGGUACGCGAUGGUGGACACUGUCGCUCAUCUCUGCAUGCAAGCGACUUCGCACAGGACGGAGCAGGGAGGGAAGAACGAGGCCGUGUCUUGCAAGAAAGCCAUCGAAGUCCUGCUGAAGCUCCUCACGGACUUGACAGCAGACGAGACGAAGCCUCUCAUCGUCAUCGAUCGCAACAUGUCCCUCGUCCUCCACAGGCUGCCGGAAGACAGCGCAUCUCAGCUCAAAAAGAAGCUCCAGAGCUCCCUCGACCUCUCGCCCAUCGACCUUCUCAACCACAAGAAGGUCAUCUAUGACGUGCUCGUCAGCAUUCACCGGGGAGGCCCCCAGCUGCAGCAUAGCGAAGCCAUGCGUCUCCUGCGUCGGAGGAUCGAGCCCUACGAGCUCGCCAAGGGGAUGAUAGACGAGGUUAUCUUCCUGUCCUCGCAGGAUGUCAACGGAAGGAACUUGAUAGCCGAGUCUUUCAUGCUCGAAGUCCUUCCCUCCAUGCUCCUGCGGCUUGAGAAUCAACGCCAUGCGCUGCUGCUUGCCAGAUUCACCACCAUGCUCGCCAUAGCCAACGGCUGCAACGCAUGGAAGUCUCUUCGGCAACGGAACUUGAUGGGCACUGGCGACAUGUCUGUCAACGACGGGGCCUCGCAUGCGCAGGCGGGUGAGAGGAGCGAGGGGCGGGAGGUGAAGUCGCAGCAGGUGGCGGUCGAAGCAGCCUUCGGUCAAGUGCCGCACAUCCUGACUAGGCUCUCCACCUUGUACUCCACUAAGACUGGCCUAAGGGAUGCUAAGGAGGCGUCGAUGCUCUCCUUCGCUCUUUCCAUGCUGUCCAACGCCCUCCGCGUCCGCUGGCUCUCGCAGUACAUGGACCUGAUGGUGGCGGCCGAGGCACUAAGAAGGAUGGGCUUCCACCGCCUUGCUUGGCUCGCCAUCGACACGCUAAACCGACCGCAGCAGAACCCCAUCUAG